Odobenus rosmarus divergens (Pacific walrus) is the source of this 1171-nucleotide messenger RNA. RefSeq names its product zinc finger protein 684 (gene ZNF684). Gene Ontology annotation, biological process: negative regulation of transcription by RNA polymerase II. The transcript has 3 exons. The record is from RefSeq and is a predicted model, not a curated record. Bases 1 to 1146 code for a protein of 381 amino acids. Gene Ontology annotation, molecular function: DNA-binding transcription repressor activity, RNA polymerase II-specific. Lineage: Eukaryota; Metazoa; Chordata; Mammalia; Carnivora; Odobenidae.
AUGAAUGUGCUGUUACAGGGAUCAGUGACAUUCCCGGAUGUGGCUGUGGACUUCACCCCAGAGGAGUGGCAGCUGCUUGACUGUGAGCAGAGAACCUUGUAUUGGGAUGUGAUGUUGGAGAACUUUAGAAACCUCAUCUCAGUGGGGGGCCCAGUUACCAAAACAAAAGCGAUCUUCAAGGCAGAGCAAGGACAAGAGCCAUGGAUGAGGGAAGGGGCGAACCCACGUUGGCGCCAUCCAGAAGCUGAUUGCCUACUUGUUGAUGAAUCAGAGAAGCACCAGGAAAGCAAAGACAAUUUUUUAAAUUCAGUUUUGUUCACAUUCAAUAAAAUUCUGACUGUGGAGAGACUCCAUGGUUAUAACAUGAGCACAAGUCUUAAUCCUACAAGAAAAAAAUCAUAUAAAUGUAAAUCAUAUGGGAAGAGUUUGCAACCUACUUUAGAUUUACUUAAUUAUAAUAGAUGUUAUACUGAAGAAAACUCAUAUGAAUGCACUGAAUGUGGGAAAGCCUUCAAAAAGAAGUUUCAUUUCAUUAGACAUGAAAAAAAUCAUACAAGAAAAAAACCCUUUGAAUGCAAUGACUGUGGGAAAGCCUACAGCAGGAAGGCUCACCUUGCAACUCAUCAGAAAAUCCAUAAUGGAGAGAGACCCUUUGUGUGCAAUGAUUGUGGGAAAGCGUUUAUGCAUAAAGCACAACUGGUGGUCCACCAGAGACUCCACACGGGAGAGAAACCUUACGAAUGCCAUCAGUGCGGGAAGUCAUUCACUUGGAACUCCUCCUUUACCCAACAUGUGAAAUCGCAUACACUUGAGAACUCGUUUGAAUGUAAGGAAUGUGGGAAAACCUUCAGGUAUAGCUCAUCCCUUUAUAAACAUUCUAGAUUUCAUACAGGAGAGAAACCCUACCGAUGUAUUGUAUGUGGCAAAGCUUUCGGUAACACGUCUGUGCUUGUUACGCAUCAAAGAAUUCAUACAGGAGAGAAACCAUAUGGGUGUAUCGAAUGUGGCAAAGCCUUCAUCAAGAAGUCACAUCUGCUUAGACAUCAGAUAACUCAUACAGGAGAGAAGCCCUAUGAAUGUAAUAGAUGUGGGAAAGCAUUUUCCCAGAAGUCAAAUCUUAUCGUACAUCAGAAAAUUCAUACAUAAUAUUCAUGUUGAAUAUGACAAAGCC